Adineta ricciae is the source of this 254-nucleotide messenger RNA. The record is from the annotation of a GenBank genome assembly. NCBI's taxonomy places the organism in Eukaryota, Metazoa, Rotifera, Eurotatoria, Adinetida, Adinetidae.
AUGCACCACGACGACAACUUCUUCUACGAGUACCAGCAGUACAAGCAGCACUAGUACUACUAGUACAACAUCCGCUACGACGUCUACGACGUCAACAACUUCAACGUCAUCCACCAGCACUUCUUCGACGAGUACUACUAGUAGUACUUCCACGUCGACCACCUCCGCAACCACAAGUACUUCAUCAACAAGCACUACUUCCACUACAAGCGAGACAACAUCAACUAAUAGCACAACAAGUAGUACAAGUACUU